This is a messenger RNA of Pelobates fuscus (common spadefoot toad), 2795 nucleotides long. RefSeq lists its product as uncharacterized. Bases 136 to 2517 code for a protein of 793 amino acids. Lineage: Eukaryota; Metazoa; Chordata; Amphibia; Anura; Pelobatidae. The transcript is spliced from 3 exons. The record is from RefSeq and is a predicted model, not a curated record.
UUUCCUAUUGCUGGAUAGGCCAGUGUUCGGGGAUUUAUGUAAGGGAUGGAUACCGGUGACCCGCACAGUGACGUCUCUUAAAUUCACAUAUAAAUAUUUCUGAUGUGAAAUCGCAUCCACAAAUCUGGAAAAAACAUGUACAAGUGGGCUCCUAUGGAGAAUUCCUUGUGCUUAGGAAUAAAACGUCCAAACGAGGAAGAAUUGAAUGAUUCAAGUGAUUCGAAGAGAGAGUGUCCCAUAAACCCAGACCUCAUUAAGAAGGAGAUCAAGGAGGAUGAUGAUGAGGCAGGUAGUAGUGAAGAAGCAUGGUUGAAAGGUUUUGGAUUGUACACUGAUGAUGCCACCCAGACAAGAAGCCAACCCAACCCUUCUAGUAUCAAUUUAAAGGACUUUGUUUUGGAAUCUAGCAUUGACUUUCAAUGUCCCGUUGAUCAAAACGGCACUUCAGUUUUUGAUGUGGAUAAACCAUUUCAGCCUUCUGCUGAACUUGUUCCACCUCAAUGCUUUGGAAAUCGGAAAUUGAGGUUCCAGAGUGCUUGGUACACUGAUUUUCCUUGGCUUCACUAUAGCCCACAGUUGAAAGCUGUGCUUUGCUUUACAUGUGGAAAAGCAGAAAGCAUGGGAUUAUUAGGUUCAUCUAGAAGAAGAGAUUCCGUGUUUACAGCAUUAGGAUUCUCCAACUGGAAAAAAGCUCGAGAAAAGUUUGGUUCCCACCAAAAGUCCAAGAGUCAUGAAUUUGCAACCUGGAAGCUAAUGCAUGCCUUACAGAACCAAAAGAGGGAAGCUGCCCUGGAACAACAGAGGAAAGUCCGACAGGCCAUUCCUAGUGCUUGUUUGAACAAACUGAUAAGUGCAGUGCGUUUUUUGAUUCAUCGGGGUCACACAUUUCAAAGUCACGAGCUAAUAGAAGAGAAUUUAUUUGAACUGCUAAAAUUCUUAGGUCAGGAUAGUGAGAUGUUUAGGUACUGGCUAACAACUAAUCAGAAUUUUACAAGCGCAGAAAUCCAGUAUGAAAUGAUCAGUUUAAUGAGUCAUGAAAUCAUAAGUUUGAUCACAAAGGAUGUGAACCAAGGUUCAGUGUAUUAUUCUGUGAUUAUUAACAGCAUCCAGAACACAGACACACAUCAGCUAAGCCUCUGUUUACGCUAUUUGGAUUCAGACAUGCAGCCCCAAGAAGAUUUUAUUGGAUUUCUUGACCCUAUGGAGGAAACUGGCACUUUUGCAGCAAACCUUAUUUUGGAUCUGUUGGAACGACAUUCUUUACCAGUUGAUCUUUUGAGGGGAGUGGCAUUUGAGAGCACAGCUUGCUCCUCUCAGUGCUACAUGGAAUCAUGUGCAUUGCUUAAGCAAAAACAGCCUUUGGCUAUGUUUGUACAUUGUGGAAUGCCUUCUGGUAGUUUCUUAGCAAGAGAUUGUAGUCAUGCUAGUCAUGUUUUCCAACAAACCUUGUACUCUGUAAAUGACCUGUGCAAGUUGUUCAGUAAAAGCACAAAAUACAGAUUCUUACUUUCAGAAAUGACUCCAAAUGUACCUUGUGAAACACGGUACUUGUGCUCUUCAGAGUGGAGUGUGAACUUGCCUUUGAUAAAUACAAUUAUCCAGCAUUAUGGUCUUAUAAUUCAAGGUCUAGGGGAGAUGGAAACAGAUAGAGGUAUGACUGGAGUAAAGGCUCAUUUUCUAUUACAGGUGUUUGUUGAAGGAAAUACAUUUGUCUGUUUGUUAAUUAUAAGAUCUAUAAUGGAAUCUCUAAACAUCCUUAAUAUUAAUCUAGAAGACCAGAAUACACCUAUGUCCAGCACUUUAAAAAAAGUAAGAAUGGUAAAAGAAAUAUUGGCCAGAGUACAGCAAGAUGCAGCAGUAACUGAUUUUUUAAGACAAGCAGAUGAAGUGGUUGUGAAGUUUAAUUUGGUACCAAUAGCUAUCCCCCCUAUAAGACAAUGUUUCCGUCCGGACGUAGAGCUAGUCAGUCACCAUGUUCCUGAAACUAAAGAGGAAUUCUUUAGAAAUGAAUAUUUCAAGAUACUUGAUGCAGCCAUUUCUCAGCUAGAGAAUAGAUUCCUUCAACAAGGGUAUAUUGACUACUGUAAUCUGGAAGAUGUACUUUUAUGUGCCGGCAAAGGUGGAGAAUCUGACAGUGUUAUUGAGGAAAAGCUUGCAAUUCUUUCGAAAUAUCCAGAAUUUAAUGUGCGCAUGUUAAAAGUUCAGUUAGAAAUGUUUGCUCACAAAAAUAGUUAUGGCUCAUUAACUGAGGCUGUGAGCCUUUACAAAUCUGUCAGUCCAGAAGUCAAGGAGUUUUUUGGUGAACUAGGGAAAUUUCUGAAGCUUAUUCUCAUUAUCCCUGUUGGCACCAGUGAGAAUGAGCAUGUUUGUGGCCCAUUCCAAAGAUUAAGAACAUUGCUCAAAUUUACAACACCAGAGACACGGUCAAGUGAUGUAGCCGUUUGCUAUGUGAAUGAGACUCGGUUAGAUAAUCUGUGUUUGGAAACUAUUGCCCACAACUUUGUACAUGGAGUAUAACUAAAUGUAUUCUUUGUGCUUUCGUCCUGUGCAAAUAGCUAUAAUGUAUGAUAUUUUACACAAAGUGUUUAUACAUGUUAGCUAUUUGCCAUUGGGAAGUACUUAAUGUGUUGAGCAUGGAUAAGGCUUGGUUUAAGCCUGCUUUUGUAAAUACAAGGAUUCAUUCACUGUACAAUUUUUUUUUUUUUUUUUUAUCUGUGUUUUUAUUUUGUGCUGUAAAGUAUAAAUAUAUUUUUAUCUAAAAGCAGCACUGCCUCUUUUCAUGGUUUCAUAUAAAA